AUAAGAGGACAGCUUAAGAUUUUUCUUGAUGGUUGUAGUCAGCAUAAUCAUAGACAAAGACAACUAACUAUUCAUUGGCACGAACUUGGCCACGAAACGAAAAUGUCACAUACACAUAACCUAACAUUUGAUUAAAAGAAAAGAACAUUAAAAAGUAUUUGUAUUGAAUUUUGUUGAUUGUUGUAAAUAGAACCAAGUACAGGACAUAGCCUUUAAUUCAAAAUGGCAAUGUUGGUGCCUGCCAUAAAUAAAAGUUUUAUGUUAUUAGGUCAAUGUGUACCAUGCCUUAAACAAGGAGCAUCCAAAUUUAAAGUGAAGCGCUUAGAGCUUGAUACCAAUUUAAAUAUGUUUUUCCCAAAACAUGAGUUCGUGUAUGCACACGAUCCUGAAAAGAAAUGUAAGUCUGGUGAUAUAGUCAUAGUUGAACUUCUGCCAGAAAGACUUACUAGAUUGAUUACGCACAGAGUGAAAGAAGUCUUGUACCCAUAUGGUGACAUAACAGACCCUGUUACUAACAAAAAAGUUGUUGCUGGUAAAUACAGAGAUCAUAUUGAAGACAUAAACAAGGUAUAUGGUGAGAAGAAAUCAUCGUUUAACUAUAAAAAUGCUCCAAGUAGAGGUUGGCAAGAAGAUAAGAAAGAUUUUACACAUUUGGAAACAUAUAUUAAGUACCAUGAGUCAGGAGAAGAUGAUCCUAAAGCGGUGUAGAAAGUGUUUUUAUAAAAAAAUUGUACAAUUAAACUUUCGUUAAUAGUUAUAUUAAUAGUUAUUAUAGUUUUAUUAUUACCAUAA
Molecule: messenger RNA, 792 nt
Organism: Diabrotica virgifera virgifera (western corn rootworm)
Lineage: Eukaryota; Metazoa; Arthropoda; Insecta; Coleoptera; Chrysomelidae
Gene: mRpS17
Product: 28S ribosomal protein S17, mitochondrial
Exons: 3
Coding region: 223-708 (161 amino acids)
Biological process (GO): mitochondrial translation
Cellular component (GO): mitochondrial small ribosomal subunit
Molecular function (GO): structural constituent of ribosome
Source: RefSeq, a predicted model, not a curated record